AUAUCGAAGAUAAUAUCUGGAAUGAAAACAGUUUUAUCGGCACGGUGGAAAGACAAAAAUCAUCAUUUUGUUGUUAAUGAGAAAGACGGAAAAGUUUUUAUUGAAAAAGAAAAAUUUCCGAACGUUUUGGACAUGAUAGAAUACUAUGUGCGAGAACAAAAACCAGUCACCGAAUCCACAGGAGCCGUACUUAUAACACCGAUACCAAAACAAGAUUGGGAGUUCAAGCAUGAAUGGAUCGAACUGGGUCAGAAACUUGGAGAAGGAGCAUUUGGAGGCGUAUAUGCAGGGAUCCUUACUCUAGACAAUAAAAAAUAUGAGGUAGCCGUCAAGGUAAACAAGGCCAGCGAAGUGACGAAAAAAAUUAUUUCCGAAAUCUGUAAAGAGGCGCGGAUCAUGCGACGGUACCGUCACCCUAAUGUUGUGAAGUUUUUUGGAGUUGCCAUCGAACAUGUGAGUUUUCGCUGA
Molecule: messenger RNA, 468 nt
Organism: Haemonchus placei
Lineage: Eukaryota; Metazoa; Nematoda; Chromadorea; Rhabditida; Trichostrongylidae
Source: the annotation of a GenBank genome assembly